GUACCUGCUCCGGAUAUACAAUAUGCACACUAACCCUAUUUCGUUUUGUUUCAUAUGCAGUUCAGCGAGGACCUGGGGGCAGAGCAGCCGCCGAGACAAGCCAAUUGUUGGCUGUCGAUGGGCUGGCCUAUCAAUAGCAUCAUUUGCGGCAUGGCGAGCCGCGACCUACGCGCUUGGGGAGCGACUCGGCUGGGGGCGAAUAGAAAGCUCCUAUCUCUGGCAUCAAUUAAGGUACGGAGCCGAGUCGUGGUUGUGAUGAUUUACAAUCCGUCUACGCUAUCAACAAGCGGGAUUGCCAUGGUGCGAUCAUCUUCUGCCGAUAUGCCGAUUACCCAUCUGGGCGACGAUUCACACAGUACUAUUGCCUGGAGAGGUUGACAAUGCUUCUCCAGACUCCAGA
This is a messenger RNA of Pseudovirgaria hyperparasitica, 400 nucleotides long. RefSeq lists its product as uncharacterized. The transcript has a single exon. Bases 55 to 378 code for a protein of 107 amino acids. The record is from RefSeq and is a predicted model, not a curated record. NCBI's taxonomy places the organism in Eukaryota, Fungi, Ascomycota, Dothideomycetes, Acrospermales, Acrospermaceae.